GGAAGCUGAAUAGCCGGAAGCAUUGGCUAGAUUUUAGUUUCGGUUCAUACAUACCUGACAAAAAGAGACAUGACAGGGGUACUUGUGUUUGACAAGUGUUCUGUGCUUUUGGACCUGAAAAACCUGUCCUUUAAGGAGAGGCGGAAACUGAAGUUGUCUGUGACAAAAAAUGGAGGAAGCAUUUGUUACGUGGUCACAGAGCAAUGCUCCUUUGUCGUGGUCAGCAACGUAUCACACCUAAGCACCAACAGGCUGCACAGAAUCCACAAGUUGCAAACACCAGUGGUGGGGGUGGAAUAUGUGCAUAACUGUCUGGAGAAAGGAAUUCUCUUGCCUGUGGAGGACUACAAGCUUGACCUGUCCACCCUCGAUUCACCCUCUUACAUGCCUCCUCUCCCCUCAACUCAGCCAAAACCAUUCAAAAAUGAAGUGAGCAGAGACGUCGUGGAGCCUUCCAAGGAUGAAGCCUGCCUUCCUGAUAAGAGUGAAAGCAUACCGGACACGUUCAGGAUUCAUACAGUACAGGAUGAAGAUCUUCCAGCAUACCCGGUCGACUUCAAUGUGGCCAAGUAUUCCAUCUUUCAUAAGGAUGACAGCAGAACUUGGUGUGUGCUGGAGCUGCAGAGCGCCAAGGGAUACAAAGGGCGGCAGUACCGUGUCAUUGCCUACUGGAAAGAUCGCACCGAACAACAUGACAUUGUGACAUUCCCCUCAACUUCCGAGCUGGCUGUUGAGGUCUACCAGAAUAUGAUUGACAGCCUGCUUUCUUCGGGUCAGUGCUUAUGGACCGGUAGCCCCCCAAACGACCAGAACCUGGGAUCGUACCCGCUGCAGCAGCUGCUGCUGGAGGAAAAGCUUAACACAAGAUCCUUGUCACAAGACGUGGCUGUCUUUGUGGAGCUGCUUUGGACUGAGGCCUUGGGUUGCCUUGGUGACGUUCUUCGAGUGCCUGUUCAGAAGCUGAGCCUCAAUGAUGUGAGCAGAGCAGAGGGCUUGUUGAUUCAGGCUCAAGAAAAACUAAAUGUGGCACAGCAUGUCACAGCUCUCGAGCUUCUGAAUGAAGUUUACACACUGCUGCCACACAGAAAACCUAAUACAGCUUGCGAUGCAAAGCUUAUCUCCCAAAAACUGGACCUCUGUCAGUUAAUUCGAGACAUCCUGAACAUGAACGAGAUGAUGCUUAAAAGCCCCACCCUUUCCAGCUUUGGCAAGUUUCGCGCCCUGAGGUGCAGUAUUGAAGUGGUAGAGCCCGACUGCUCUGAAUACACCACUGUGUCGUCUCUGCUCCAAGACAGAGCCGUGCAUAUCCAUCAGGUGCUCCGUGUCAGUAGAGCGGUGGAACUUCAGACCUUUAACAGCAAGCUCGGCAACGUCAAGUCCCUCCUUCACUCCUCCAGUCCCAGCAACUUUGUCGGAAUUCUGUCGCGUGGUUUGCUGUUACCUUGUGUUGGAGUGAUGAAGCAUGGGAUUGUACGAACAGAUGCUGGCCGUCUUGGAAAUGGCAUAUACUUCACCAAUAGCAUGAGCACAUGCCUAAAAUACUCAAAGCCCAGUGCCACAGACGGCUCUCGGCUGCUGCUGGUGUGUGACGUAGCCCUGGGGCACAGCCGUCAAAUGAGAGACCUCGUAAUUGGUGAGGCCCGUAAAAUGGACCGCAUCCACGACGUGGCCGAAGUCAACUCUUUGUUUAUGGGUGAUGAGUACAUGGUGUACAGUCCCGACCAGGUCAUGCUAAAAUAUGUCGUCCGGUUCAGCCUUGAUGGAGACGAACUGAAGGCAUUCAGUCCAGCUGUAGAUACCUCGGUUGAGACUACUCCAACCCCUUCUAGCUCAGUGGCCUUUCCUGAUGAUGAUGAUGAUAGCUUUGGAAGCAUAAUAACCGGAUUGGACGAUGUGACUUCAGGACUGUUAGACAGCUCAGGCCAGCAGCUCCCCCUGCUGGCCGUGCACAUUAAGUGCAAGUUGAUCGAUUUGCUUUCUCAUGUCAUCAUCUUCCAAAAGUAUACCAACCUAAGCAAUGUGCCAAUUGAGGCAAAGUAUGUCUUCCCUUUGGAUGAAUAUGCAGCCGUGUGUGGCUUUGAAGCCUUCAUUAAUGGAAAACAUGUGGUGGGGCAGGUAAAGGAGAAAGAGACGGCCCGUAAGCAGUACAAGCAGGCUAUAGAGAAGGGCCAUGGCGCCUACCUCAUGGACCAGGACGCCCCUGACGUUUUCACCAUCAGCGUUGGCAACCUGCCAGCAGGCGCCAGCGUGCUCAUUAAAGUGACCUUUGUGUCCGAGCUCAUCAUCAAGGACGGGAGCAUUUUCUUUUCCCUGCCGGGAAGUGUUGCACCGUGGCAGGAAAGUGCAGCGCUCAACCAAACAACGCAGGUGACUGUGCAAAAAGUGUGUGUGACGGAUGAUGCAGCCAGUACAAGAGAAUUUAGCCUGGACAUGUCCAUUGAGAUGCAGAAUGAGAUCAGCAGCCUGCAAUGUAUUACACAUGAAGUCAAGAUAAAGAGGACUGACUGCAAGGCUGUGGUGAGGGUGCUGCCGGGGCAAGUUAUGUACCCAGAAGGAUUCCAGCUGUCAGUCACUCUGUCGGAUGUUCAUCUACCCAGGAUGUGGGUGGAGGAACACCCUGACAAGGACAGCCAGGCCUGCAUGUUAGUUUUCUACCCCAAGUUUGACAUCAAACCCACUUCCGGAUCCAAUGAAGUUAUCAUUUUGCUUGACACGUCCAAGUCCAUGAAUGGAGACCUUCUUUUCCAUGCCCAGAAGAUUGCACUGCAUACCAUCAAAACCCUCAAGGGCGACUGGAAAAUCAACGUCUUCUUGUUUGGCAUAGAUCAUAAACAAGCUUUCCUGACAGCGCAGCCACUUGAUAAAGCUCGACAGGAUGCUCUAAAGUUUGUACAGGAAAUCUCGCCAAUGGGGGGCACCACUGAGCUUUGGCGGCCCCUGCAAGCCCUUGCUCUCCUGCCUCCAACCUGUGGCUUCCGCAAUCUUUUCCUGCUGUCCGAUGGUCACAUCCAGAACGCCAACACUACUUUGCAGUUGCUCAGGGACAAUGUUGAGCACAGCCGCCUCUUCGUGUGUGGCCUCAGUUCUACAGCCAAUCGGCACAUGCUGGGGGCCCUGGCCCAGGCAGGGUGUGGAGCUUAUGAAUAUUUCAAUGCCAAACAAAAGCACAAGUGGGCAGAGAAGGUGGCUCGUCAGGUCAGGCGCAUGGAGUCUCCUGUCUGCAGUUCAGUUUCAGUGAAGUGGCAGCAGUUCACCCGAUCGGCACCCCCUCCUGUGCAAGCCCCCAGGCAGCUCCAUGCUCUCUUCAAUGACUGCCACACGCUGGUCUAUGGCUUUGUGCAAAACUGUACACAGGCAUGCCUGUAUGGAAACCUAAGUGGUCAAGAGCUGACAACUAUGGUGUCCACCAGUGAACUGCAGAAGACCAGGGGCACGUUUCUUCACAAGCUCACCGCAAGAGCUCUCAUCAGAGACUACGAGGAUGGAAACUUGCAUUCCAAUGAAGCUGAACAUGAGAGCGAGAAAAGCCAGUUAAAGUCCUUCAUCAUUGAUUUAAGCAAAGAGUUCUCAAUUCUGUCCCAGUUCACCAGCUUUGUGGCCAUUGAAGAAAGGGAGCCGGUUCAGGCAGAGCAGGGCUUCACAGACAUCCCCAAGCUAUUGGCAGAAGAGGAUGUAGAUAUCCUUCCCUACAUCGACUGGACAUCUUCUCAGGCUGACGGAGAAGUGGAUGAGGAUUUUGCUUUAUGGGGCAUCCAGAAAUCUUUGGGAGCGUGUUGGGACAACAUAAUGGAACCACCUAACAUUUUGGCAUCAGAUGAGGAUGAAGAAAUCCUUCCCUACAUCAAGUGCGAAUCUUCUCUGGCUGACGUAGAAGAAGAAGAGGGUUUUGCCGAAAUGCCUCUGCACCGCAUCCAGUCAGAAAAGAAAAGUUCCAGUGCUGUGUCAUAUCCUUCAUUUGCCCCCCAAAAAUCGGUAAAACGGUUUAAAUUGAAGAGUGAUGGAUUUGGAACAAUGGACACCGAGGUUCUCCAUCCAUCCUUCCUUCCUGUUCCAGAAUCAAUUCCUAUGGCUUUUGCUGCUGGUCCACCUCCUCUAGCAACCAGACAUUCGCUGGAAAGCUUACCUCUCCCUCCAGCAGACAGCCCAUCAGUUUUUCAUCCAGUAUCUCUUGCUGUACAACCUCCACUUGGCAGCUCAUUAUUGGUUCCUCCAUCACCACAUACUGGCAGUCUAUCAUUUGUUGCUCUCCCACCACCACCACCACCACCACAACAACUUCACAGUGUAGUAUUGGAAGCCGCUCCAUCUCCAUGUGAAGAACAUUUGACACGCGCUGGCAGUCCAUCAUCUGUUGAUCUUCCUCCAACGCCACCACCUACCCCACGUAGAAGAUGUAUUUCAUCAUUUAGCAGCAAAAGUAAACGACGUGCAGAAAAGAUUUCACAGAUUCCCUUUGAGUUGUCCAAUAUUGAGCUGAAGGACAUGGAAUUCCAAUUUUCUGGGCCGUCACGGUCUUCCUUGGCCAUUUCAGACAGGCUGGCAAAACUGCCGUUCAAGAGAUCUCUAGGGUUAACCCCGUCAUUCGGUCACGUCAGAUCAACAUAUGACGCCGAUGGUGGGCCGCCACUUCCAGAAUACCAGUCACCCGCUCCUUCAAGCAACUCCAGUGGUGGUAUUGGUGAUCAAUGUACCACAAACAGAGGUCUAGAUGAAUUUAGACGUCCUAAAGCAUUGAAGAAGAAAUUGUUAGAACGUCAGGGAUCAACCCUGUCUGCUGAAAACAAAUCGACUCCGUUGGGGUAUUUACUUGAAGAUUCAAUCAAGGCUGCACCUGACAAAGUGUCAUUUAAAAAAGGAACUCCACAACCUUCGGUUUUUCUAUAUCCCGGAACCACAGCCCAUAUGACCCACAGGACUAUGUAUUCAGAGGCUAGCUUUGAUAUGGUACCACAAAUAUGGAACUGGUCAAAAAUCUUCCAAAUGCAGAUUUCAGAUGGCUUCUGGGAGUUGACUGGAAAACUGGCCAAGUUUGUUGACAUGGACCUGGAUGUCUUUGUCAAUGAGUUCCUUGAAAGUAAAGGUAUCCGCUCUCUAGGUGUAAAGGCCCGCGCUGACAUUCUGAGGCUCCUGGCGACUCUCCUAGUCCUGCAGAUGAUGCGUUUGGCGAAGCUUCCAGAAGGUGUACUACUGCGUACACUCUUCUGUCUGGAGGAUGCUCCUGUCAGGCCAAACCAUUGGCAGGAAGUGAAGAAGGCAGUGGACUGGGCCCGCUGGGCCGACCGCCAGUACCCGUGCAUCUGUAGCCGCCUGGAGUUCGGUUUAACUUGGGAGUCAGCAACCCGCCAACUACUGGGUCAUGAUGACAUCCCCGCCUUCUCACCCCUUGCCGGCCUAAAACUGAGGACGAAUAUGUCUGCUGCCCUCGACUCUGUGGUGGUCAGCUAAUUGUAGGUUCCACCUCUGAUCAUUGAAGGCAUACACAGCUAGAAACAGUUCACCAAUCAAGCCAUCAUCCAAUCAGCAUCUGCCUUCAGUAUUAGUUCAGUUGUUUGCUUUGUUCAAGGGAGGUGGCAGUUCUCGAUUUGUGUUGGUACUUUGAUUAUGCUAUAUUGUUUUGCCUUGUUAUAAUUUAGCUCUUGAAUUUUGCCUUUUGAUAUUUGGUUUUUAAAGUGAUUGAUUUAUUAAUGUUCUAAUUCUGUCUUCGACUUCAUGUACAGUGGUACCGCUUCGACACACGAUCUUUUCAACAUCCGACGUAAAAUUAGACUUGUCAUUUUUCUACAUCGCACGAUGUGCUCGAAAUACGACGAUUUAUGACAGCUUCUUUGUUUUGCCGCGAGACGCACACACGAAGGAUUUUCUUGUGAGGGAAACAACACCUGUUCCAAGAAGGUUAGUGCAGGUGGUGAAAAAAGGAAAAAGAUGUUUACCAUUGAAAUGAAGAUGGAUAUGAUAGAAAAAUAUGAGCGUGGAGUACGCAUCGUGAACUGGCUCGGCAAUUCAGCCGUAGAAUCUCUACGAUCCCGACGGUCCUCCUCCGACAUCCCUUCACCAGUCUUUAUACGUUAAGGUGACAGUUAUUAUUGUGGUAACAUCGCCAAAGUAAUCACCAGCUCCAUCAGGUUUUUAUCAUUUAUGUCAGAACUUGUGCAACACAACACGCCUACUGUCCGCCGCAGUUGACGCCAACAACAAAACAUUAAAAGAAAAAGGAAAAUCUUGACCGCACCUUUCUCUUUUUGUCACGUCAGCCACGCGGUGCAUUCAGGUACAGCACAAAAAACACGUCCGCCACCUUAGAACCCAAUUCAUUACAUUACAGGAAUUAUUAUUUCAUUAUUCCAGUUUUUAUAAUAUAUUUGUUUUGCUAUAUGUAAUUUCCAUUUGUAAUAGUAAAAGGAUUUAGUGUAGAUUUUCAGGCUGAAGAAUGGAUUAAUGGAAUUAUAUUGUAUUCUUACGGGAAAAUCCUGCUCAACAUACGAUCAUUUCAACUUACAAACAAGGUCCUGGAACAAAUUAACUUCGUAUGUAGAGGUACCACUGUACUAGAUUGGCACGGUGGCAUUAACCCAUGUAUUUUGGGGUACUACAACUACCUGAAAAAAUGGGGAUUCAUUUGGGGUUGUGUUGGGUUCUUGGCAGUGAUGGUGAGAUGACGCCUCGUAAGGCAUUGAACCACUCGAGCCAAUGGACUUAUCUCAAAGCCUCGUCCCCUUGGAAAUCAAGGUUGUGAAUGAACGAUUUAUGGAUGGUAGCGGCAGCUUUCUGAAUUUGCACUACCACAACUAGAAAUUAACCUGUUUUUAUUUUAUUUUUUUAAUGAAUUUCAUCUAGAAGCUAACAGAGAGGGUUGCAGUAUGCAGUGGAGCGGUAUGUCAAUGGUAUUAAACUUUACAGAGAAGAGACCAUUAUUAUAAUCGAGGCGAAAUGCUACUGCUCGCAACUUAAAAAUGAGAACCCCCACAGGCAAAAUAUCUAUCUAGCUUUAACGUUAUGUCAUGUGUUCUGUCAGAUUUUUCUCCCAAAGCUUUUGUGACGAUGAAUAAAAGAUCUUUUAGAUUCACUCGGAUUCUCAAUAUUAUCCAGUGGUGCUAAAUAAACAACUUAUACAAUAAACAUACAUUUGCAACAUCGAUACGGCGUAAAUAAAUGCUUAAGACAAACUUGAGAGGGCGGCGUGCAGUCCAGUUGACGGCAGCCACAUGCUAGUAUGUGUAUGAGGAGACCUUUCCUUUGUGUGCGUCCGUGACCAAACAUAAGAACGUGUUCCUUUCUUGAUAGAAACUUAGCGAUGUUUACUUUAUAGUUUAGACUUUCAGUGCUGGGGUCUUGACAUCAUCUUAGAUUAGUUAUAUUUUAUUGUAUUUGUAUAUUGACAGUGUAGUAAACAAAUAGGAAGUCAAACUAACGUUAAUAGUUAAGUCUCGGAUCAAAUAUUAUUUAUUUUACAAAUUGAUCAUUAAAUUGCCUUUGAGGAAGCAUAAAUGUCCUUGGGUGACUGUAUUGACAUUCACUUGUUUAUGUGGUCGAUGACAGAGCCUUAUCCAUAGCUUGCAUUUGGCGAGCUUGCUUUUAGGCUUUGAAAAAGGCACCAAAAAAUUCCUCCCCCGAAUCUCUCAGGGUACCUGGUGUCGGAUUUGCAGGUACCCCAUGCACAGCGUUAAAACAGCGGGGUUUUCCCAGUUUUAAAUUUAGAAAAAAGAUGUUUUAAGUCACAAACACAUAGAACAUUCCUACGCAAGUCUACGGCUGGUGUCCGAAUUUCCUGGUUUAGUGGCGUGGCUUUGCAAUAGGUCCAUUGGUUGAGAAAGGGCUUAUUUCUUGAGGCUUCAUAUGUGCACAGUACCACCUACUGGCUAUUUGUAUAAACACAGUUGUUUCAACCACAUGUGAUCCAUUGAUUUUUUGUGUGUUUGUUGGCAAGGAAUAAAAGCAGCACUAGGUAACUUUUUAACCUUCAUAAAAUACUAGUAUUUUCAUAACAUUUGUGAUGAUACGUCAACUGACAACUCGACACCUCUGUUAUAUCUUAAGGGAGUCUGUAUCACUUUCACCAGCACUAAUCAACUUUGAGGAGGGUGGCAGGAUCCCUGCAUACAAAAAAACUACAAAUGUGCUGAUUGCUUUACGCCAUAAGUUACUUCCCCCUUUCCACAUUCAUUAUAAAGAUGAAACUCGAUGAGAACGCUUUCGCGCGAAUUCUGCAAAGAUGGCAGAGCAACAAAAGGGACAAAAAGUUUUUUCCUUAGAGGAAAAAAAGGGAAUCUACCAGGAUACUCAAGUAUAAACAUUGGCCCGGCUAUCACUCUCAAACUGAACUCGUCAACACUGACGAGUUCGGGUGUAGUGGGGGGGUUAGCCACACUAAGCCACACGGUUGCUUAUUACGGUCCUUAUUGCUAUUCAUCCUUCACACAGCCGCUGGAAAGAGAAAUGUCAUUCAAUCCAUCUGCAGGCGACGGGAUCAUGGUUUCACAACAUUGUGCGGGUGUGCGCUAGACCUCAUGGGAAACGCAGUCUUCCUUAAGGCAAAACACUACCGCUUUUGUCCACCGGCGUAGCUGAAAUCGACCAAAACUGAAGUUACCUAGUGUUGCUUUAUUUUACUAAAUCUUUUCCAACCAAAUCAUCUGUGUUCAUAGGUUAUCACAUAUGUAUGCAAUAAAACAAUAAUGAUAUAGUGUGUUUGUGUGAAAUUUAUCAUAAUUAUCAUAAUAUGACAGAUUUGCAAUGACAGGACAGUAAACGUGCUUGUGUAACUUGGACAUUGAUGGCGCUACAGGAUAGGGAUGAUUUUCAUUUCAGUUUUAUUCAAAAACAAAGUUUUUCCACACAGGGGAAGUCCUCUUUCUUGCUGGCUCCAUUCUAUCAAUUACUGUACUUCUCCUCACUCCUAAAUCUUUCACUCUUCCCAACUCUCCAAGCAAUCUAAACUCUCACUUGAUCACAACUCUGCUUCGAACACCCACGUUUUGAAUGUAGCCUUAGGAGUUUAUAAUAUAAACCUGAUAUAAAUACAGUAUGAGUAAAUGAGGCGAGUCUCGGUAGACACUUCAUGGAAACAAAAUGCUAAAAUAACACUUUUGGACCAGGGAUAGCCGGGAAACGUUCCAAAUAUCCUGAAAAGGUGUACUACCCCUGAAAAUUAUAUACAGUACGGUACUGUAUUUGAAGGAAAAAAGGACUGUCCUCUGGCAGGUUUGAUGUGCAGUAUUAGUACCAUUUGUACCUUAUGUGUUGACUGAAAACAAAUUUUGCUCAAAUUUUUGAAAGAACAUUCAGAUACACGUUUUUUAAAUCAAUGUUGAUAUUAAUUCAGGCAUUUUAGAAAUAAUAUUGACCGUUUAUGGGCCCCAUCACUGUUUUACACUCUUUGUAACUUAUACUGUAGCUUUUGAACGACAACACUCAUACUAUUGAUUAUUACCACUAGGUGGUACUGCUGUGUUAUGUACUGAUGUCGAAUAGGCCACGGUAAAUAAAUUUAUUGAGGGUUGUAUUAACCGUGUAAAAAACAAGUUACUUUGUUUGGUUUAAAAAAAAAAAAAAAAAAAAAAAACUCAUAAAGACGUCGCGUCCAUUUUGGGUCGUGAGGGCUACAAUAUUAACAUUUGCUAUAGAAGUUUGGGCUGCGUUUAGAAAAAUGUGAGGUCCAACAUUGUAUAUAUUUAACCUGUCCUGCUGUUUAGACGUAGAGAAUGGUAAAUCUGAGUGUCCUAACGGCUGAAACAGUUUUCAAGUGCUACGUGGGAGUUAAGUUAAAACAAAUUUCAUACAAUAAUAUAAAUUAUAUGAAAUAUUUUCAGACAAAAGCAUAGACUUCAUAAUAUAUUGACGAGGCGUGGAGCCGAUUAAUAGGGGGCCUAUCCCCGUCAAAGUUGACCGAGUGGAAACAACAAACAGCUUUUUAUGUUGCUUGAAUCCCUGAAUUCUUUACAGAUAUGGACGUAAAACAGUCUCGAUUCUUGGUUAAAAGCAAAACAAAACAAAAAAACAGGCAGUUAGCAUUUAUUUUACGUAAAUAUGUCGAAUUUGCUGCUUGUCUUUAAGCCUCUGUGGCGGCGCCUUAUCAACACAAAGAGCUUUUUACUGUAUUGGCCCGAAUGUAAGACGGUGUUUUUUGCAUUGAAAUAAGACUGAAAAAGAGGGGGUCGUCUUAUAUUCGCGGUCUAGACAUUAUACCCAUUCACGGCGCUAGAUGGCGCCAGAUAUCAUUGAAGUGAUGUUCUGUCAUGACAGAUCUCAGCUACUUUCCCCAUUCACGACGCUAGAUGGCGCUAGAUAUCAUUGAAGUGAUGUUCUGUCAUGACAGAUCUCAGCUUCUCUCAAGUUUAACCAGUUUGCAAUUUUUUAUUGCAAUGUUUUUCCUUAUUCAGAUUUGUCUCAAGACUACAGUUACAGUUAGACUUCACUUUGAUGGUUAAUGCAGUUAUUGCCAUUUUGCUGUUUUAUCACAAUAGAUUGGUUUAUUUACAUUUCAAAAACCAGAAGCCAUUCAUUAACGAAUGUGAUUGCACUUUAGUUUACAUAUUUAAAUGUUCAGAUGUUAAGAUUUGAAUGAGGCAAAAUAACAUGCUUUUUCUCUCAAAUAUAUUGUUAUAAUCAUUUGUGUCGGAUGUACUGUAAUUAUUUUCUGAAUAAAAAUUAAUUUGGGGUUCAAAAAGUCUUUUUUCAAACUUGAGUCUUGAAAAAGAGGGGGUCGUCUUAUAAUCAGGGCCGUCUUACAUUCGGGCCAAUAAGGUACUUUGAAAAUUCUUGAAAAUCCCUAGAUUCUUUAUAGAUAUGGAUGUAAAAUAGUCUUGAUUCUUGGUUAAAAGCAAAAAAACGGGCGGUUAGCAUUUAUUUUAUGUAAAUAUUGCGAAUUACGGCGCCAAUGCCGUAGCGGUUAAUUUUUCCCAUUGAUUUUUUUUUUUCACGUUUCAAAUGCAUGCAUGGUACGAAAAAUAUAAGAAUUACUUUGAAUCCACGAACAAAUUACUCCUGAGACAAUCCUUCCUGUUUGUAUACGGUACAACUUUUGUACUUUUUCAACCUAAAUCCGGUGUUGCAUUGCUGCGUGUGUUUAAGAAUAACUUCGACCGACUGAAGCGGAGUGUUGGACAGCCCCCUACUUGAAGCCAUGGCACAGUGUCUCGGGAAUGUGUCCCGUCAAUGUCGUUAUGAAGUCUAUGAUAAAAGAAUAAAAUAAAUAAUGGAAGGCAUCGUGAUAAGAGUGGUUAGCAUAUCUGCCUCACAGUUCUGAGAUCACUGGUUAAAGCCUUGCCUUCGGCCUUAUUGUGUGGAGUUUGCAAGUUCUACUCGUACCAGCUUGGAAUUGGGUACUCUGGUUUCCUCCCACAUCUCAAAAACAUUUAUUGUAGGCUCAAGAUACGUAUAAAAGAGGUCUCGUUCAACUAGUUGUCAGUUGACGUAUCACAAACGGGCGCUACCAGGGUGGGGCAGGACAUGCUCUGCCCACCCAAAGAAAACUGGAUGUAAUACUGUUGAGAGAAAAGGUGGAGGAAAUGUUUUGUAUUCAUAAAUGUGUCCUCAGUUGAUGUGGAAAUAAUGCUCCUAUUGCUUGUUAUUAUUGACAUAUUAACUUUUCGCCACAAGAUGGCAGGAUGGGACUUAAUUGUCUAAAGUGCUACAUUUAUUAUUUCUUUGUGUUUGACUUUGAUGACUUUAAUUUGUGGGAUUGCCUGUGAAGACAGCAAUGAGAGAGGAUGUAUCCGCAUGUCAAUGGAUAUUAAACAUGCCAAGUUUUGGCUAAUAGACAAUUUAUUCUCCAUCAGUUCAUCCUACGAAUGCAACGUUGAGCUACAACCACCUCAACAAAUACUAACAGCAGUCUGGGCACCGCG
Corythoichthys intestinalis (scribbled pipefish) is the source of this 11843-nucleotide messenger RNA. RefSeq names its product poly (ADP-ribose) polymerase family, member 4 (gene parp4). Gene Ontology annotation, cellular component: cytoplasm. NCBI's taxonomy places the organism in Eukaryota, Metazoa, Chordata, Actinopteri, Syngnathiformes, Syngnathidae. Gene Ontology annotation, molecular function: NAD+ poly-ADP-ribosyltransferase activity. The transcript is spliced from 37 exons. Bases 70 to 5445 code for a protein of 1791 amino acids. The record is from RefSeq and is a predicted model, not a curated record.